Molecule: messenger RNA, 1119 nt
Organism: Stereum hirsutum FP-91666 SS1
Lineage: Eukaryota; Fungi; Basidiomycota; Agaricomycetes; Russulales; Stereaceae
Exons: 4
Coding region: 1-1119 (372 amino acids)
Source: RefSeq, a predicted model, not a curated record
AUGCUUCAACGACGCAUGAGGCAACAUGUCGAUGGGCCAUCUCCUUUUUCUUCUCUCAUCGGGCUUCGCAUCCAGGUCCCCAACUACCCGCUCGAGAUAUUCGGGGACAAGAAGCGUGCCAACUCGUUGGUACAAAAAUUCAUCCAUAAACUCACGACCAUCCCUUCGUUGCGCUAUCUCUUCAUUGACGAUCGAUCAUUCGAGGAUGAGUUUGAUGAGAUUGGUGACACCGCAUCCCCUCCCUUACCGCCCAUCCCAGCUUCCGUCGCCGUUGGACUCGAGUUGUACUUUGGUCCUGGCAAUGCGGAUGGGUGUGGUCGCCUCGAUAGAUAUAUACCUCUGGUUCCGAACCUGGUGGCUCUCCGCACGGACCUUUCCGUAGACCCAUAUGAUGAUUUCCCUGUGGCAUGGACGCGGUCUCUCCGGAGAGUCAGCCUCUUCGACUACAGUUUCGACGACGCAGUCUUUCGUGAUCUCCUAUAUUCUUUCACCUGGCCGUGCUCCGAAGGCCGCGUCUUUCAUAAUGUAUAUUCUGCUGCGGAUGAACUCAUCAGCUCUGGCUGUCGCGAGUUUGACGUGGAUUUCAACCUACGGCAAAUCGUCUUUGGCCUCAUGAGAAGUCCACAUCACGAUUUUCAACCACUCCUCAAAGAAAUUGGCAACAUCAUGCCUGACAUUCAUAGGCUCGGCUUCAGGAUGGGGAAGAUGUCGUCCAUCUGGGCCGACGACUUUUCGGACGACGACGAAGAGACACCGAAGCUCAAAGCCGGGCUGAACCUUAUGGAGAUGGUCUCCGUCACCAGAUGUAUACGGUCGCUCUCUGAGCUUACACAUCUUACCGUCGAGGUGGCCUUACCAGAGUCCGGUGAUGAUCGCCGCCGUACGACUAUACGAUCCAGCGCCGAGGCGCUGGCGGCAGCCUCACCAAGUCUCCAGUACAUCACCUUGAAACUCUUCACCGAAGAGGAUUUUCAAGGAGAAGAUGGUCACACUGCUAUGCAUCUUGGAGUGCCUUACCUCAGAGGCAGCUGGGAGGUUCGUCGAGAAGCGAACGCCAAGCCAACAAUAAUAGAGAUUCAGAUGGAAGAAUGUAGGAGACGGAUUAGUUAUGCGUAUUGA